Paramecium sonneborni is the source of this 567-nucleotide messenger RNA. The record is from the annotation of a GenBank genome assembly. Lineage: Eukaryota; Ciliophora; Oligohymenophorea; Peniculida; Parameciidae.
AUGUUAGUUGAUAAAUGGAAAAGAGAGAAUCCAAUAACUUAAACUAUAAUAAAUUUUUUGGAGGAUGGUUACUUAAGAAAGAAUUUAUAUGAUAGAAAUUCUUUGUAAUCUCUAAGAAAAUGGAAAGGCAGUCGAAGUUUUGAAUUUAUCAAUGUUUUAAUAUGAGUAAUACUGGUCGAAAUAUUGAAGAUAGUUUACUCAAUGGAAAUUUAACCAUAAAUUUCAUUAAUUAAGAAGAUUAAGGAAAUAAUAUAAUAAAAAGGAAUCUAAAAAACGAAAGAUUUAUUAAAUUAGAGAAGAAAAAUAAGUAAUUAAUUUAUAAUGGUGUCAUGCCAGAAUAAGAGUUCCAAAUCAUAAUAAUUUAAAUACCAUAAAGGAAUUAUUAACUUAAAUUUUUAAGAGUCAAACAUUAUUAAAAGGUUGUAUUUCUUUGUAGGUAAUUUUAUAUUCUUUUUAAUAGGUAGGCUUAAUUUAUGUACUUAUUCAUACUUUUUUGUCAAGUUCUUAAUUUUAUACAGUAGCAAACUAUUACAAAAUAUGAGUAACAAGAUUCUCAUUAAAAUAUGA